AUGAAGUUACACGAAUGGCCAGAUGAAAUAGGGAAGGCCCGUACCUACACGGCGGGCCGACACGGGGACUCAAGCACCCGGCGGAGGGUGCAUCGCUGAUGAAUUUAUUCACCCGGGAUCGCAGCUCCUACAGCGGAGAAGCCCGCGGUGACGUCACGGGCCCGAGUCACGUGGCCGAAGCCGCCCCGCCCCCUCCCCGCCCGCGCCGCCGCAGCCUUCUGAGCGCAGGGUCUCGCAGCAGCAGCUGCUCGCAGCUCCCGGGGGAUCGAGGAGGGAGGCCUGUGGGCGCACGGGCGAGUGGGCCGGGACCCGGAGCGGUUGAGGAGCCGGCAGCAGCAGCGCGGCGAGCCCCGGACGAGGCGAUCGGCGCUCCUGAAAACUUGGGCGUGCGCUCGCGCCGCUGCACCCGCAGCGAUGAAGAUGGUCGCGCCCUGGACGCGGUUCUACUCCAACAGCUGCUGCCUGUGCUGCCAUGUCCGCACCGGCACCAUCCUGCUCGGUGUCUGGUACCUGAUCAUCAAUGCCGUGGUACUGUUGAUUUUACUGAGUGCCCUGGCUGACCCGGAUCAGUAUCGCUUUUCAAGUUCUGAACUGGGCGGUGACUUUGAGUUCAUGGAUGAUGCCAACAUGUGCAUUGCCAUUGCGAUUUCUGUUCUCAUGAUUCUGAUAUGUGCCAUGGCUACUUACGGAGCAUACAAGCAACACGCAGCCUGGAUUAUCCCAUUCUUCUGUUACCAGAUCUUUGAUUUUGCCCUGAACACCUUGGUUGCAAUCACUGUGCUUGUUUAUCCAAACUCCAUUCAGGAAUACAUACGACAACUGCCUCCUAAUUUUCCCUACAGAGAUGAUGUCAUGUCAGUGAAUCCUACGUGUUUGGUCCUUAUUAUUCUUCUGUUUAUUAGCAUUAUCUUGACUUUCAAGGGUUACUUGAUUAGUUGUGUUUGGAACUGCUACCGAUACAUAAAUGGCAGGAACUCCUCCGAUGUCCUGGUUUACGUCACCAGCAAUGACAAUACGGUGCUGCUACCCCCGUAUGAUGAGGCCACUGGGAAUGGUGCUGCCAAGGAGCCGCCACCACCUUACGUGUCUGCCUGAGCAGAGCUGAGGGCAGCAGCUUGACUUUUUUGACAUCUGAGCAGUAGUUCUAUUAUUUCACUUUGCGAUGAGCUCUCUGAGCUUGUUUGUUGCUGAAAUGCUACUUUUAAAAAUUUAGAUGUUAGGUUGAAACUUGUAUUUUUCCGCAUAUGCUUUACUAGAACAGUGUGAUAGAUGAGCUGUUGUAGAAUUCUUUCUAUAGGAUUUGGGGUGUAAUGGGCUUCACUAACCUUCCCUAUGCACUGAAACUUCCCCCAAAUCUGAUGAACCCAGAGUCAGAGAAGUUCGCUUUUGUACCUGCUGGGCUCCAAAGUUAGGCCGUUAGUCACACUUUUUCUCUCUACUGCCUGUAUUUUGAAAGUGUAAAAUAGAACCAAAAAUAGACAACAUUUUCUUAAGCCAUUCCAGUGCAGAGAACAAACCCUUAUGGAAGCAGGAAUGUCAAUUGUGUGAUCAUUGUUCUAAUUAGGUAAAUAGAAGUCCUUAUAUAUGUAUUACAAGAAUUUGCCCCCUAGCAUCAUUUAUGACUUAAGUUCAAUGACGGUUUGCACUUGGUGGUAAAGGACUUUUCUCCAUGGCCUAAAUUAAGACCGUUAAAAAGUGCUAGGCUGUGGGAGCAGUAACCAUCUGAUGACUAUUCUUGUGCAUCCGGGUCCAGGGACAUGGGCAACGUGCCUCGUCUGUGUCAGAAGGUGGGACGGGUGUGUUUGGCGCUGCAUGGGGUCUGGUGCUCCUCUCCUGGAUUCACAUCCCUACCCGGGGCCCGCUUUCACAAGUGUUCUGCCCUAUCCUGGUUCAAGGAGGUCAUCCAGCUGACUUUACCAAGCGGAAUUGGGAUAGAUUUGAUACAAAUUUGUAUGACAACAUGGAAAAGGGUUUUCCUCCUCCUUUCCCUCCAAGGUACAUUCUACCGCUUUAAAAUUCCAAGUAUACUUAGUGACCUUUUAAAAUGUAAACGUUUUCAGAAAAAUGAAGGUUGCUUUCCUUGUAUGCGUUUAUUAUCUUGACUACCUGAACUGCAAGGGAUUUUUAUAUACUCAUAUGUUCCUAAGUCAGCAGCUCUCCCGUUGGUUCAUUAUUGAAUGUGCUAUAAAUGAAGUCUUUUGCAAUUAAAAAGAGGUUUGCCCACAUCCAA
This is a messenger RNA of Callithrix jacchus (white-tufted-ear marmoset), 2230 nucleotides long. Its product is annotated as lysosomal-associated transmembrane protein 4B. The record is from RefSeq and is a predicted model, not a curated record. Gene Ontology annotation, cellular component: lysosomal membrane. Lineage: Eukaryota; Metazoa; Chordata; Mammalia; Primates; Cebidae.